ACUGUUCUCUGAUCGUCGGGCCAGGGCCACGCCUAAUUUAAGCUUACGUCAGCCUGACAACGAACUCGGCCUUGGGGCUUAGGCCAAGUAACACUAGCCAAUCAAGACAUGUGAAUGAUGUCACAUGACACAACAGGCACAGAAAUGUUCUCACAGUAUAGCACUCGUGACUCGUGAUCAGAUCCAGUGUUUGGUGGAUGUUCAGCUAGUAUGAAGGACGGUUGCAGCGGUUGGAUAUAUUACUCGUGAGGUUCAUCUCAGGACAGCCCGCUGCACUCCGCUCGUGGGCUGUCUUUUCAGGAACACUUCAUUUACUAUUAGGUCAAUCUGUGGAAGUCUGUCGUGAGAGGAGAUGUCAAAUCUGCGAGGAGUCGUGGGCUUGUCCGGCUACCCCAAUGCUGUUGAUGUGACCCUCCACCCUGAUCCCCGGUCAAUAGCUCCACCUGGUUUCAUGUUUGUGAGCAUAUUUGAGGUUGAAAGCCUUUACAAGCUGUAUUGUAAACUCAAUUCAGAUAACAACUUUUUCAAAGAAGAAAAUGAAAGACUUGGGGAAGAAAUUCGGUUUCACAAGACUGAAAAGGCUGAACUCAUUCUGAGAAUUAACGAUAUGAAGAAAAGCUCUUCUCUCCUUGAGUCAAACAUCUUAGACUUGGAACAAAAGAUUGCACAUUUACAGUGUCAAGUCAACAAGCUAGAGAAUGAUCGUGAUGUUGAAAUGCUCAAUGCAGCUGGGGUGGCGUGUCAAAAUGAAGAAAUUGACGACCCCCCCAGUCUUCAAGAAUUUCAUGGGAAUGCUACUGGUGACGGUGACCUGAGAAAUGUGAUGGCUGAAAUUGAAACCAAGACUGCAGAUGCGAACAGAGCUUUUCUGGAGGCCAGUUCAAAAGCUGAUACCCUGCUGAGGUCUUGCAAUGAUGUGAAGAGAGUCUUCAAUUCUCUUGUAGCUGAAAACAAUGGUCCAUCUGAAAGAGAAAAGGAAUUGCUGGACAAACUAAAGAAGAUUGAGGCAAUGAAUGACAUUCUCUUGGAGGGGAAAAAAGUGUUGGAGAAAGAAAACAAACAGCUCUCCCUGAAACUGAAGACCUUGACCACCAUGGAUGAAGAGGAGGACAUCCGUGAGUUUGGACGUUUCAAAAUCAAAAGCCGUUCUGUGGAAUGUGCUGUCUGCCAUGAAACUUUCAGCUCCGUGAUGGAGAUGGAGCAGUCAGCGUGCCAUUUUCACAAGUCUUCUUCUGUUCCAGCUGUCCUGGAUACAGGUAUUGGCAAGUUCUGGCCCUGCUGUGAGCAGUUUGCUAAAAGCAACAAAACUGCUCAAGGAUGUCGUACUGGUAAGCACAGACAGUCGACCAAACGUUUCAGACGGGAGGAUUGAGACGCAAGCCUUUUCAGCCUUUCAACUAUAGAGGAGAGCAGAGCUCCUCUUUAUGUACUGAAAUCCUGUUUCAUGGACACUGCGGAUAAAGUCAAGAAAAUAUUCCUCCCAAAACCAUCUAACUAAAAGUCUCCAAGUGAGCCUCAUAAAGUUAAAGUACUAACCCAAUUCUUAGACUAUUUGGUUAUAGAUGUAGAUUGUGUUGAUGAAAAUAGGUCAACUUUUUAAUGUUUUAGGUGUGUGCUGUAAAUCCCCUAUUAUUCUUAAUGCUAACUUCAAAGGAAAUGUGUUAGAACCUUAGCUUGUUUGUUUGUUUUAGUAGAGGUUUUACGGCGCUUGCAACUGCAUAAGGUCACAUGAGCACCAGAAGAUUAGAGGUGUUACAAGUACAAGAGAGUAACAAACAUAAAAAA
Molecule: messenger RNA, 1785 nt
Organism: Aplysia californica (California sea hare)
Lineage: Eukaryota; Metazoa; Mollusca; Gastropoda; Aplysiida; Aplysiidae
Exons: 4
Coding region: 353-1372 (339 amino acids)
Source: RefSeq, a predicted model, not a curated record